Messenger RNA from Eucalyptus grandis, 660 nucleotides. RefSeq names its product toll/interleukin-1 receptor-like protein. Bases 1 to 660 code for a protein of 219 amino acids. Gene Ontology annotation, biological process: signal transduction. The record is from RefSeq and is a predicted model, not a curated record. The transcript is spliced from 2 exons. NCBI's taxonomy places the organism in Eukaryota, Viridiplantae, Streptophyta, Magnoliopsida, Myrtales, Myrtaceae.
AUGGUUCCUGCAAUGGAGAGAGAUGGAGGCUCGAGAAUUGAGUACAAGGUGUUCUUAAGCUUCAGAGGGGCUGACAGUCGCGAAACAUUCACCAAUUGCCUCUACGAAGGCAUGAAAGGUGCUGGGAUCCGCGUCUUCAGGGAUGAUGAUGAGCUCCAAGUCGGGCAAAGGAUCAAGGAAGAGCUCCCUCGGGCCAUCGAGAGCUCUAGGAUCUACAUGCCCAUCUUGUCAAGGAACUAUGCGUCCAGCAAAUGGUGCCUCAUCGAGUUCACUAAGAUGGUUACGAUGGCAUCAAAGUCGGACAGCACGAAAGAGAUUCUCCCCAUUUAUCUUCACGUGAAUUCGGAUGACGUCAAGCUCAAGUCUCCGCUGUAUCACGACGCGUUCGUACAGCACGAGAGGAACUUUGGAGCAGACCAAGUGAAGGUGUGGCGUGACGCCCUCAUGGAGGUUGAGGAAGUAAAGCGAUGGAGCUUGGAAACUUAUACAGGCUAUGGCAAACUCAUCAAAGAGAUCGUCCAGGAGGUCCUGAUUAAGCUGAAUGCCAGAUAUAAGAAUGUGACUGAACAUUUAGUCAAAGAUCAUGUUCAGAUUGAUGCAAUAAUGAAGUUGUUGGACAUUGACUACAGUGGCGUGCGUUUUGUGGAGUCCAUGGAAUAG